AUGAUGCACUCGAGGGUGAUUUCAGUAUUCUUCAACAGCGUCUCGUCUUCCUGCUUUUUCACCAGUGGCCAACUUUUUACACACUUGUAUACUCUCCCUCACAAUCUCGACAUUCAUUGCCCAGAUCAAAGAAAAACUAUCAUCCUCACCACCAUUACACGCGAAAAGUCAAGUGUCUCCGCCACCAUUUGUCCAUCUGUCUUUACGUCGUCUGCCCAUUUUCCCUCGUAA
Plenodomus lingam JN3 is the source of this 231-nucleotide messenger RNA. NCBI's taxonomy places the organism in Eukaryota, Fungi, Ascomycota, Dothideomycetes, Pleosporales, Leptosphaeriaceae. The record is from RefSeq and is a predicted model, not a curated record.